Geodia barretti is the source of this 2627-nucleotide messenger RNA. The record is from the annotation of a GenBank genome assembly. NCBI's taxonomy places the organism in Eukaryota, Metazoa, Porifera, Demospongiae, Tetractinellida, Geodiidae.
GCCACUGUCCAUUUCGUUCUCGUAGCUGAAUUAAAACCACUGAAUCCACUAAAAAGCCAUGAUGAUGCGUAAGCCCAGGGAGUACUCUGACUCAGGUGAGCAAAUCUUCCCUCACACGUACACUUGCCGACCUGUGUUGUGUGUGCCAGAGAGUGGCUCAGGUGUUGCUCACAGGAAGGUGUCGGUGGACCUGGGUCAUCCGUGCAACGCUCUCUGUCUCAACAGAGACUCCUCCCUUCUUGCAGUCGUGGGCAGGAAAGUGUUCAAGAUACUGAGACUGGGUCUGGAUCAGAUUGAGGCUCAGAAUGACCUCAGAGACCUCCCCCACAAGGCCCUCAACCUCAACUACAGCAGCAACGACGUGCAGUGGAACCCCAAGGAUGAUGCCCAGCUGGCGUCGGCUCCCACCAAUGGCAGUGUGGUACUGUGGGACCUCAACAUGAGAACCAAGAACAAACUCUUUCAUGUAUUUGAGAAUGAGCAUUCCCGGGCAGUCAACAAGCUCAGUUUCCACCCGAGGGAGCCCAAUGUCCUCCUCAGUGGCUCCCAAGACUCCACCAUGAAGACAUUUGACACAAGAGCCAAGAAGUCAGUACAGACGUACAGGGCAGCUGACUGUGUUAGAGAUGUGGAGUUUGCUCCUCAGUUUCACGAAAACUACUUUGCUGCCUGUUUUGACAGUGGGUCUCUCCAGAUAUGGGACCGGAGAUUCCCAGACUCGUCCAUCAGAGCCCAGUCGUGUCACAGUGGACCAGCCUAUUGCUGUAGCUGGCAUCCUGACCACGAGCAGUGGAUUAUGUCGGCUGGCAGGGACAAGAUGAUUAAGGUCCAUGACAUUCAGCUGGGCAAACUGCGAGAGGUCUACAUUGUCCCUGCUCUGUUCUCUGUGGUGAGGGCCAAGUGGAGACUUGGUCACAAACAUCAUGUCACCAGCUGCUCACUGUUUCUGGACAAUGUGGUGGCAGUGUGGGACGUGAGGCGACCCUACAUUCCCUUUGCCUCUUUCACAGAACAUAGCGACGACGUCACUGACUUCCUGUGGCUGAAUGAGAACGUCCUGAUCUCCUGUUCCAAGGAUGGGAAACUAGUGCAGCAGCUGAUGACCAAGGCUCAGAGACCAUCCGAGAAGGCUACUCCUGUGGGUCUCUCAUUCUGUCCUGAUGGAGGAGUAGCUCUUGCUUGCAGUGAUUCUAUCGGCUACCGCAACAAAGCUACCCAGAGUUCCAUGCAGUAUGGUACAAGUCGUAACCCGAUGAUGUUCCGGAGACCAGAGGUGGAUCCCUACCAGCAGGCCUUCCUCCAGCAUACCUCCUCCCUCAAGGAACACAAAGACACCAAGAACAACCCUGAAUUGAGGGCCUUUGUGCAGUGUGCCACAGACUACCUACUCAGCGGGAGACCACUACACGAGCUGUGCGACCACAACUAUAAGGUGGCCAGUGGACAGGGUCGACAUGACGUGGCCAGUCAUGGCUGAUGCUAAAGCUCCUCUACUGUGGGGAGGACACAGAGUGCUCGCGACUUGGACUCAUCCCCACUUCUCUCACCUCCUCACGCAUCCCUACCCUACCCUCCUCCACUCCGCCAUGUAUCACAGUGGAGGAGGCUGGUGUCCGUAGUCCCAGUGAGGAGUCGGGUCUGUUCAUGCAGCCACCCAGAGACCGCACUGCUUCCUUUGAAUCUGGCCAUGAAGACAACGAGGUCGAUGGAGAAGAUGGAAACCCUGCCAUGAUUGCUGUGAUGGAUUUCUUUGAGGAUGACCAGGCCUCUGAUCAAGGACCUACUGAGAGUAUUGUCAUACCACCUUCCAGCCACUCCUGGGAGACAGCUCAGUUGCCUCCGGAGCCAUUUCGACUGAAGCACAAUAUUGUCAUGAGACCUCCAAGUCCAGAGCACGAUGCCUCCUCUGCCAUUUCAACAGCAGCACAAAGUGUGGUGGAGUCUAACUCGUCCUCCAAGCAGCCAUUACAAGACUCCCGAGCCCUCAGGAGAAAGAGCUCUGGAGUUAUAGCUGAAGCCAGCCACUGGAACUACCAGGAGGUAGUGGCACAGAUGUUGAAGUACUAUGCAGAGCUGGGAGACGUCCAGAUGAGUGUUACUGUACUGCUUGUUCUGGGGACAGGGCCAGUCAAUUAGUGGACGAGCUCAGCAUGGAGCACUGGUUCUCCUCAUACAUUGAUUUGCUGAGUCGGCAGCGGCUGUGGUGUGUAGCCGCGGAGAUCAUUAGAGAAUGUCCACUGGAGAGCGUUAGGAAGAGGAGUCAGGAGUCCACCAUGUACUACACCACCUGCGGCCACUGCAACAAGAGCAUGGAGAGUGGAGGAUGGCAGUGCCAUAGAUGUGACAAGCUCACCAGCUGGUGCUCUGUCUGCCAUCGGACAGUGCGAGGUCUGUUUGUGUGGUGCCAGGGCUGCGGUCAUGGAGGCCACCUCCUCCAUAUGAAGGACUGGUACUCUGCCCACUCCUCGUGCCCGGCAGGCUGUGGCCACAACUGUAUGGCCAGCAAACGCCUCUCCAGCUAGCACCAAAAAUCCCACGGGAUUUCGUGUUGUCGUUUUUUUAUUUUUGUCUUCUCUUUGUUGUUCUGUGUGUUUGAUGCUCGUGAAUGUUAUCAAUCAUGGUAUUUU